CGGCGCCAUCUGGCUUGACUCUGACCGUCUUUGCCUUCAUUUGAUUUCCUCCUCAUCUGAUUUCUCUUUCCCUUUCUCUUCUCCCUCGGCCCUCUCUAUCAUUCGGAGGAAGCCCAGUGUAUUGGCUCUUACGUAUCUAGCAGCUUGCCUUGGGCCUUUGGCAUCACAUCUUGUCCUCGACUUGUGCGCCGUCUGCAAGUAGUAAGCUGCUGUCAGAGGCCAUGAGCCUUACGGAGUACAUGUCACUUCAAGAUGCUCUCUCAGCUUAUCCUUGCUUGGCCCAUUCCAAGCGCGAUGACCUUGCCAUUGUGACCUUGUGCUGCACCACCCAGUGCUCCCGCUGUAAAUAGUCCUCUUCACGUUGAGACUCAAAUCUUGGUGCAUGUGUACAGAAUCCUGCUGAACUGUCUGGCCACUCAAACAAGCGGGGCGAAGCGCUGGCUGCAGGUGCAAAUCACUCGACCACGUCUUUUUGCGUCGCCUCACCAAGAUUAAUCUGCCUUCGUUAGUUGGCAUAUUGCAGACGUCCCUCCUCCUCCCUCUUGGACGCCGGAUCAACCCAUCGAUUUUUGCAUCAUAAGACAUAUUCGAACCGUCUCAGUCUUGAACUGAAGAGCAGAAUAAGAUCUUGCUGCUAAGCUAGGUGGUGGCGUCCGCUAUGGUCUCACAGCCGACAACACAAACGUAUGGGUCCGCGUCAAGAACGUGCUAAUGAGGCUGCGCGUAGGCAGCGCGCCGAGUCCAACAACACGUUGAAUAAGUUCCUAGGAGGAUCAGCUCGGCGAUAUUCAUGGCUGAACGGCGACGUGAGUGCUGUUACUCAACGACGGCAAGCCGUCUUGUCGUUAACUCCUGCUCCGUCGCAAAUUCUUGAGACAGGUGCAUUUAGCACCGUCGGCAGUGAAGCUGACUCCUCGACAUCUGCUCCUCCGGCUUUGGCUGAUAACACAGUGGUGGAUCGUCGCUUAUCCCGAACGACUUCAUCAUCUACAGGCCCUCCGCGGGCUACUUUACCGGCGAGCGCGCACGUACCUGAUGCAGCUGCAACACCAGAACCCCCAGCACAUCGCCAGUCCUCCGGACGGGGUGCAUGUCCCUCAGACACCUUGGCUAAGAGAAAGGAAGCGGAUGAUCAUGUACAAGUUGUGCCACCCGCUAAACGCCUCUCGAUCAAUACCUCGACAUCGAGCUCGGUCAAUACUCUUGUUCAAGGCGAAGUUCCUCGCGCAAGUCAAACACCACAUACAAAUCAACAUUGGCCGUCCACCAGCCAGCCUACAAGCGCAGUUGUAACCGAACAAUCGCAACCUCUUCAUCAAGACUCAAGUCCUGCAGCUGUCCAAUCAGGUUGGCAACAAGGUUCUUUCACACCUGUCCCUCAUUAUAACGGCCAACAGACAGAACUUCCCUCUCGCAACGAAGUUCCUGUAGAAACAUAUACUUCUACUGGCUCCCCUCUUAACACAAGCGCACAAUGUAUGCAGUCAAUACCUACUACCGCUGGGUCACCGUCAUCAACAAGCCCUGCCGUGCAGAGUCCAACUCUUGCAUCUCUGGUUGCUGGAUGGUACUCCUUGACACAAUCCCAACGAGGCCCACGUAGUGGACAUAUGUCACCAAAUGAGGCGCCUUUGCAACCAAUUCUACCACGACCCCUACUGCCUGUCAUCUUGCCCUAUUCACGUGUAAACUGUGCAAGCUGCUUGAAUGAAUACAUUCAAUUCCGAAACCUAAACAAACUCCCGCCUUUGCAAGGCUUAGAGGCUUCAAGAUUCGAACUUUUGUCGCGAGCCGUUAACGAAGAUGAUUCGGGUUUCUUAUUCGUCCAUCAAAUUGUAUCGCUGUGUGCUGCAGGUUUCGAAAAUAUACCCACCGUGCUGCGAACCCACCCAGGAUUCACAGAAUGUAUGUUGCUGAUGAACAACCUUCUAGCUGGCGGCCAAAUCGAGAAUCCUGAACUUCUCGAAUUCUUUGGGAGAUUUCCGUGUACGCUUGGAAGUCUUGCUAAGGAAUAUUCAGAGAGCUACAACAUUCUGACUAAUUACGUCAGGACAUUGUCCAAUAUUCUACCAACUCGCUGGGCAGUUCUAAAACAAACAUGCAUGAAACGUGGAUACCCGCCACUGGCUACUGAACUCUGGGAAAUGCAGAUUUACUCACCCAUACUCAUGGACGUCUUUUUCUUGGCGUUACUGCGCCAGCUUUGGGCAGGCAACGAUGAAUUCGGGCGACAGGUCCAUGAGAUGGCGAAGUGCCUUUUCCAUCAAAACAAGGGUAGCAUAUACCUGUCACUUACGAAUGGAUGGCUUUCUCAAGAGAUGACGACCCGUAUCACAUUACUGUAUCGUCGAAGAUUCUCCGCCUUCGCUCAGCGAGUAGAGCUGCGUAGGCUUCGGCGUGUAAACUCGGCCACAUCCUUAACUAUCUCCUCAGAUACCAUUCCAUUCGCAGGGAGUCAGACGAGUGUUCAACUUCCCAUGCCACAAGGACAAAAUUUGCAACAUCCUCCCCAUAAUCAACCGCGCAGUAACGACCGUAAUCUUCCACAAAAUGCCGUGACACGAGAUCUUGUCGAUCCAAUGGUCCAGCCUGCGCAGCUAAAUACACCGCUUAUUCCGCCGACAGGAACAUCCGGUCAAGAUCCGGUAGCGGCGGGUACCUGGCAGACAUCUGCUCUUCACCAAGCUCACUUGCGCGACCCGCGCUUUGUAGACAGUCGAUUAGCCAAACCCGAAUCCGAACUUUUAUACCAAUUCGUGCACGGUUUUGUUUUGGGCCCAUCACGCCUUGGCGGGGACUUGUAUCAGAAAAUCUCGUUCGUUAUCCCAGAGAACGAACGCGUGGCUAAAACUGUAAACACGGAUGAUGGACAACGAAAGUUGAGACAUUUGGAAGAAGGGUGGAAGCAAUACCGUCUGCGAUUUGUCAAAGUCGGCGAAGCCUCUGCUGGGGUUGAAAACCUUGCGGAGGACUGGACACUCAAAGCAACAUCUUGGCCAUCACACUAUUAUUAUCAGUUCAACGGUCAUAUGCUGGAGACUAGGCGAAAGCAGCAUCACACAAAAGAUCUGCCUAUAGACAUUACUGACUUUGUACAGCCAGGUGGUUUGGAGAACACUCUCGAGAUAUUCAUGAACGUUGCCUUUGAUCAUCCAUCUAUCUCUCUGUAUGCAUAUGCAGUCGAGAUUGUGGACACAUGGAGUCAUAAGACUAUCUUAGAGAAUUGCAAAAGACACGUGAUCUUGAGCGAAGACAGUCUUGGGGCCAUCAAAAGCAGCUUACUUCUGCGAGCAUCCGGAAAUGAUGACGAUGUUAUCAUUGAUGACGCAAAAAUAAACAUUACGAUAUACGACCCUAUCAGUCAGGGUAAGAUAUGCGAGAUGCCUGCGCGCGGCAAACAUUGCAAACACAGGGAAUGCUUCGAUCUGCCCAUCUUUCUGCAAAGCCGACCUCGUGAGAGGUCUGGAUGGCCCUCUGACACGGAUUCGUGGAAGUGUCCUAUAUGUCUUGCUGAUGUGCGCCCGCAACACCUUGUGGUUGACGGCUUUCUGAAAGAUGUUCGAGACAAACUUGUUCACGAAGGCAAAAGUAAGGUUAGGACCAUAGUUGUGCACUCAGACGGCUCUUGGUUACCCAAAAUGGAGGACAAUAUCUCCUCGAGGCGAUCUACGCCUGAAUUGAAUGGGCCUGGUCUACCAGUUGGCGCUCCCAAUCUUCCUUUCAAUUCUUCCUCGCCGUUGAACAAGUCAGAUCCUAAGUCGAGCGCUGAUGGGUCGGCGACAGAGCCCAGGUUGUCCGCGCUCAAGAAGCGUGCUGUGGUGAUUGAUCUGUGCGACGACUAAAAUUGAAUGCCAGGUGUUUUGGGAGAAAUGGUGGCGUUAAUGUUUAUUUGUCGUGAUACCCCUAAAGAGGCACAGUAGUUAUCCUCAUGCUCCGGUUUUAUUUGGGGGACCUUUCCCGUACUUGCAUUACGUCAACACGGAGCGCUCACGAGUAUGCUAUCUUGCUCUUUAUACCAUAGGAAACCAUCAAUUAGUUCAAUUUUAUCCCAUUGAAAUUUCAGAUGCAUUCAACCGCU
Messenger RNA from Verruconis gallopava, 4078 nucleotides. RefSeq lists its product as uncharacterized. The transcript has a single exon. The record is from RefSeq and is a predicted model, not a curated record. Gene Ontology annotation, biological process: protein sumoylation. Gene Ontology annotation, molecular function: SUMO ligase activity; zinc ion binding. The coding region runs from base 687 to 3842 and encodes 1051 amino acids. Lineage: Eukaryota; Fungi; Ascomycota; Dothideomycetes; Venturiales; Sympoventuriaceae.